Molecule: messenger RNA, 579 nt
Organism: Eucalyptus grandis
Lineage: Eukaryota; Viridiplantae; Streptophyta; Magnoliopsida; Myrtales; Myrtaceae
Product: dirigent protein 21
Exons: 1
Coding region: 1-579 (192 amino acids)
Source: RefSeq, a predicted model, not a curated record
AUGGCUCCCUUCAAGACAAGUUUCACCAUCUUGGCCGCAUUCUUUUCCCUCACCUUUCUCACUACGAUCAAAUCCGAGACACUGUUCGCUCGAGAACUAUCUGCUCCAGAUCAGUUCGGGCUCAAACCCGAGAAGAUGACCCAUCUCCGCUUCUAUCUUCACGACAUAGUCACCGCGCAGCACCCUACUGCCGUGCCCGUCGCCCAAGCAGCGACAACAAAUACAUCAUCUACGUUUUUUGGUCUCGUCAUGGUCAUGGACGACCCGUUGACCGUGGGCCCAGACCUGAACUCAACGCUCGUCGGGAGAGCUCAGGGAAUGUUUGUGAAGUCAUCACAAAGCGAGUUGAGCCUCACCAUGACGAUGAACUUGGUUUUCACGGAAGGAGCGUACAAGGGGAGCACGUUGAGCGUCUUGGCGCAGAACUUGAUUUUGAAGAAUCCGAGGGAGCUGGCCAUCGUCGGCGGGACUGGCGUUUUCCGGUUCGCUCGUGGAUAUAUUCAGCUGAGAACUCACACUAUCAAUAUGACGACGAAGAAUGCGAUCGUGAAGUACGAUGCUUACGCAUUACAUUACUGA